CUUGAGAAGGACACCCAAAACUGAACAAGAUGGGUCAACAUGUCGUCGUCCUCGUCAACGGAUUCGCUUGUGCCUCUUAAUACUCAAUCUCGGUGACCUUGAGCCUAUCAAGAUGACGACGGUUUUAGCUCGGGUGAUAACUGGGCAGUGUCGGCUCACCUUGCUGCCCCGCCCUUCACGGUGCCUCCCUCAUCAUUUCACGGCCCGACGCAGUGCCUUCUUGCCCAAGAAAGCGCCGCUCUCCGCUCCCGCGUCUCGCCCUCGUGCCUUGGGUCUGCUCCGACAGUGGGUGCGGCAAUGCUUUCACGGCACGGGCACCGGGCUGUCGGGCACGAGUAUUCCUCAGCGGUCGGGCAAGGUCACGGGCCGGGACAUCUUGAAGGCCAUGUAUGCCAAUGUCUGGCCCAAAGACCAAAUCGAGAUCAGGAGGCGGGUGGUGUUAGCCUUGGGCUUGCUGAUCGGGGCCAAGUUGUUGAACAUCUCCGUGCCUUUCAUUUUUAAACACGCGAUUGAUCAUUUGAAUACCGUAACCAAUGGCGCCUUGAAUUUGGACACGGCUGAAGGCACCAUUACCACCGUGGCCUUGGCCUUGAUUUUGGGCUACGGAAUGGCUCGGGCGGGAUCAGCCUUCUGUAAUGAGAUGCGCAAUGCGGUUUUUGCCAAGGUGGCGCAACACAGUAUUCGGAAAAUCGCGCAAAAUGUGUUCAAGCACUUGCAUCGCUUGGACUUGCAGUACCAUCUGGGUCGUCGAACGGGUGCCUUGUCCAAGACGAUUGAUCGCGGAUCUCGUGGGAUUGCCAGUGUGUUGAAUGCCAUAGUGUUCAAUAUCUUUCCUACCAUCCUGGAGUUGAGUUUGGUGUGCGGCAUUUUGUCUUGGAAAUGUGGGCCGCAAUUCUCGUUGGUGGCCUUGGCUUCGGUGGGGAUGUAUGCGGUUUUUACGCUGAGUGUGACCUCGUGGCGAACCCAAUUCCGGCUCAAAAUGAAUCGGGCGGACAAUGAUGCGGGCAAUCGAGCCAUUGAUUCACUCAUCAACUAUGAGACGGUGAAAUAUUUCAAUAAUGAGGCCUAUGAGGCCGAGGAGUAUGACAAGCAUCUGGCCGUGUUUGAGAAGGCUUCGCUCAAAACCAGCGAGAGCUUGGCCAUGCUCAAUUUUGGACAGAACCUCAUCUUCAGCUCAGCCUUGACUACGAUCAUGUUAUUGGCAGCCCGCGAAAUCUCGGCCGGAAAUAUGACGGUGGGCGACUUGGUCAUGGUCAAUGGCCUCCUGUUCCAGCUGUCAGUGCCGCUGAAUUUCCUCGGAUCCAUGUAUCGUGAGAUGCGUUUGGCCCUAACUGAUAUGGAGGUCAUGUUCGAGUUGCUGAAGAUGGAACCUCAAGUCCAAAAUAAACCUGGCGCUUCCGCGGUUUCAAUAACAGCUCAAAACGCGUCCAUAACAUUUGAAGACAUUCAGUUUCAAUAUCAAACGGGGAAAACUAUCCUUGACCGGCUUAGUCUGACCGUGGAGCCGGGUAAACGAGUCGCCAUUGUGGGCGGGUCAGGUUCGGGAAAAUCGACCAUCAUCCGCUUGCUCUACCGUUUCUUCGAGCCUAAUCAGGGACACGUGUCAGUCGCUGGUCAAAAUAUCCAAGAUAUGGACUUGGACAGCUUGAGGCGAAUCAUUGCGGUGGUGCCUCAAGACUCGGUGCUUUUCCAUAAUACCAUCCGACAUAAUAUCGCAUACGGGAAUUUGGAUGCAAGUGAUGAUCAAGUGAUGGAAGCGGCUAAGAUGGCCGAAAUUCACCACUCCAUCCUUAAUUGGCCCAACGGUUACGAAACCCAAGUUGGAGAGCGAGGUCUGAAGCUCUCCGGGGGUGAAAAGCAACGAGUGGCUAUCGCCAGAGCCAUUCUGAAGGACACGCCUAUCUUGGUGUUUGACGAAGCUACCUCAUCUUUGGACUCUAUCACCGAGAAUAGCAUAUUGAAGGCCUUGGAUAAGGCCACGAAAGGGCGGACUUCAAUCAUCAUUGCUCAUCGGCUUUCGACCGUGGUCAAUUGCGACGAAAUCUUUGUCCUUCACCAAGGUAGAGUGGUGGAAAAAGGAACUCAUAGGACGCUGUUGAGUCAACCCAACUCCAUGUAUAGAAAUCUGUGGGAUUCUCAGCAUGCGGUACUGACGGACAAUGACAGUAUCAUUCCUGAUAGACAAGGAUAACUUCAAAAAAUCCUCACUCUCUCGUUGGUCAAAUGGUGAAAUAUAUUUAUAUCAAACGA
Molecule: messenger RNA, 2250 nt
Organism: Tigriopus californicus
Lineage: Eukaryota; Metazoa; Arthropoda; Copepoda; Harpacticoida; Harpacticidae
Gene: ABCB7
Product: iron-sulfur clusters transporter ABCB7, mitochondrial-like
Exons: 2
Coding region: 113-2191 (692 amino acids)
Biological process (GO): intracellular iron ion homeostasis; transmembrane transport
Cellular component (GO): mitochondrial inner membrane
Molecular function (GO): ATP hydrolysis activity; ATP binding; ABC-type transporter activity
Source: RefSeq, a predicted model, not a curated record